This is a messenger RNA of Coccomyxa subellipsoidea C-169, 975 nucleotides long. Its product is annotated as Ribokinase-like protein. Gene Ontology annotation, molecular function: kinase activity. The transcript is spliced from 5 exons. NCBI's taxonomy places the organism in Eukaryota, Viridiplantae, Chlorophyta, Trebouxiophyceae, Coccomyxaceae. The record is from RefSeq and is a predicted model, not a curated record. The annotation marks the transcript as partial.
CCACCACUCUGGGACGUGGUGGGGCUUGGGCAAGCUAUGGUGGACAUCAGUGCUGCCGUCGAUGACGAUUUCGUGGCAAGAGCUGGCCUUGACAAGGGCAGCCGCAGGAUCAUCUCAGUGGAAGAGCGAGCAAAGCUGCUAGAAGCACUGGACGGUAGUGCGUACCAGGUCAGUGCCGGCGGCUCGCUGGCAAACACACUGGUGGCAGCGUCGCACCUCAGCCGAGCAGAUCACUGCAACCGGGGCGGCGGCCUCCCGAGGAUCGGCAUGCUGUCAGUGUCAGGCGAUGACUUGCAGGGGUCCUUCCACUGCGCGCAGAUGCAGCAUGCUGGCAUCCGGCUCCUCUCAGAGCCGCUGCCGGGAACUAGCACCGGCACAGUGAUCGUCCUGACAACGCCAGACGCCAACCGCACCUUCCUGUCCUACCUCGGCAGCUCGCAGACGCUCACCCUCUCGGCCGCAGCGGAGGCCGCAAUCUGCCGUACGCGCGUGCUAAUAGUGGAGGGGUACUUGUGGGAGAUGCUGGGCGCGAAGGAGGCGAUCGGCGCCGCAGUGCGGCUUGCGAGGGAGAGCGGCGCGCUUGUUGCGAUGACCACCGGCGACCCCGGCCUCGUCGCGCGGCACCGCGGCGAGUUCUGGAGGCUGCUCAGCGGCGGCGAUGUGGAUGUACUCUUUGCCAACAGGGCUGAAGCGAGCGCUUUGUUGGAGCAUCCAGUGAGUGCUGCGGAGGCUGCGUCAGAGCUGGGCUCGCUGUGCUCCCUUGCAGCAAUAACUGAUGGAGCCAAUGGAUCAUGCAUCUCAGCACUAGGCCGCCUUCAGGUGGUACCGCCAUACUGGACAACAGAUACUCCAGUGGACACCUGUGGGGCGGGGGAUGCCUACUGCGCAGGGCUGCUGUAUGCCUAUCUGUCUGGCUUGGAUCUGGCCAGCAUGGGGCGGUGCAGCGCGAGGGUAGCAAGCGCAGUUUUGAGCAGG